Messenger RNA from Linum trigynum, 219 nucleotides. Lineage: Eukaryota; Viridiplantae; Streptophyta; Magnoliopsida; Malpighiales; Linaceae. The record is from the annotation of a GenBank genome assembly.
AUGGAUAAGGAGAACAGGUCCAAAAAAAUAUUUCAUGGGCCGGGCCCACAAACCGAAACAUAUAUAAACCGCCCGAACUCCAGCUUGGACUAUUCUUCUCCUCCUCCAAUUCCUCUUCCCCACCGUCUUCGGAGAACCAGCCAGCAGCCAGAAAAGAACACCGCCGUCGCCGUCAUCAUUAAAAUCCCCCGCGAAAAUCCCUAUAUCCUCUCUCUCUAG